This is a messenger RNA of Onthophagus taurus, 4542 nucleotides long. RefSeq names its product R3H domain containing protein encore (gene enc). The record is from RefSeq and is a predicted model, not a curated record. Gene Ontology annotation, molecular function: nucleic acid binding. Lineage: Eukaryota; Metazoa; Arthropoda; Insecta; Coleoptera; Scarabaeidae.
UUGAUAUAAAUAUAUGUUUAAAAUGAAAUUAUCCGCUUAAAAUAAACAUUUUUUUAGAUGAAGAAUUCGGUGGUAUAAAAAUCUGAUCAGUCGGAGAUCUGGUACGGAACGGUGAUGUUGAUGCGCCGAUUCGCACUGUUAGUAGUAGUGUUUCGGUAGUUCUUUGUGUAUGGCCCUGUAUAUUGUGUUGUAUCCUCGUUUCAAGUGCGAAUAACCGCCUGUUACGAACGAAGAUGGAACAGUCGACGAUGUCGGAUUAAAAAUUCACUGCCCUGAUUAUUUGCAUUCAUAGAGGAGUAGUUGCAAUACACAUGGAACUUAGGACUAUCAGGUUAUUAUACAGCUAACAGCAAAUAAAAUAGCAAUUUUAGAAACAUGGAGCACAUAAAUUCUACCAGUAUAAGUUCUCAACACGGAGAUUGCGAUGGAAAUCUUCAACCGCCUCAAUCGCGUGGACGGAACAACUCUACGAAAUCGAAACUUCUUCGCAGCCACGCGAUGCGAGAGGAGGCGUCGCCUCCCAGGGAACCAACGCCGACUUCUCUAUCCCCGUCACAUUUAAAAGGUCCCCUUUUAACGCUGCCGUCCUCCAGGGGCCACUCGCCCAUCAAUCCGUGCGUUGUGGUAAGUCCUUCACAUCCGACCACCACCAUCAAAUCCAGCGAUGUAUCUUCGACGACCAUCUGCAUAUCUCCAACUGCCACACUCACACCGCCGCCUACGACAAAAUGUAGUCCAAGAAACUUGUCACCAAUACAACAGGACCAUUACGAUGCCGAAGAAGUCGUAUAUUCCAAAAGUGGUAAUGGUACAGUUAAGGUUAAUGGCAAAAGAGAGAGUUUUCAUCAUCAUGAAAGGGUAGAAAAAAAUUACGGACAUCACGAUAGGUAUCAUGAGAGAGAUAUUGUUGAAGAAGUUGACCAUGAAGACGAUGAAGAAGCAGAAGAAAGAGAAUACGUGAGAAGGAAAAAUGGGAGAUUGAAGAUUGAGUGUGGAUGCGGGGGCGAAGUGCAAUGUUGUAGCAAGUGUUUGAGGAAUUUCAACAACAAUUUAAGUUGUGUGAAUAAUAAUGGUGGCUUCGGUGGAAAUACUCUCUCGGUAACAAGGGCUGGAUCUAGAGGCAGUUUAAGACAUCAAGGGUCAUCACAAGGAAGCUUCGAAUCGAAUUAUACCAGUUCUCCACGACUGAGUAGAGAUAAUAGUGCCGAAAUCUAUACAGAUACUACAGGAGUGAAUCUAGUCAAAUUUAUACAAGAAACUUUAAAUAAAAAUAUGAAAGAUAGACAGCUUUUACUUAAAAUAGAACAAGAACUUUUAACACUUUGUGAAUGUAAUGAAAAAACACAUUUUAAAUUCCCCGCGAUGUCCAGUUACCAAAGAAUGUUAGUACACCGCGUUGCAGCGUAUUUCGGAAUGGACCAUAACAUAGAACCUUCCGGUAAAAGCGUGGUGGUCAAUAAAACUCGUAACACUCGUAUACCGGAAGAUCGUUUCGAAAGUUACAUCCGAGAUGAUAUCGGAUUUACCGAAGAACCGAGACGAUCGAUUUUAAAACGGGACUCAAACAGCAUGGAAGAUUACAGUUUUAAAUCGCCCGAUAGACAAUCUAGUUACGAAAGUAGAAGGAGUAAAAGCAUAGAAGAACGAGAGGAGGAAUACAAAAGAGCGAGGCGACGAAUUUUUAACAAUAAAGAGAUGGGUGAAUACGCUUCAAGUGAAGACAUGGGGUGGCACGAUCAAUCUUGGUCUAGUAUGGAAGGUGAUGCUUCGUCAUUUAGGUUACAACCACCUGAUCAUCAUGCGAGAUGUGGAAAUAGACUUAUUAAGGUUCAUUCUGAAGAAAUGCGUGAUGAAACAUUAAGACCACAUGUGGCUAAAAGCUAUAGUUUUGGUGGUUACGGCGGUGUUCAUUCCAGAUCAGAUCAUCCACAUUCAAAUGGUCCAAGACUUUUAACAAAACAAGAUUCUGCAACUAGUUCAUCAAGACUAAGUCCUUCUAGCUCCGGUUAUAAAACGCAAUCUCAACGGUCCGGUUCGGUUACACCAUCUCCUACUUCAAUAUCAUUUUCUGGUGAUUCUUUAAGACAGGAUUCAAUGGCAAGUGUUGCAACAAAUACAAGUGAGCAAACUUCACCGAAUGGGGAGCAACAAGAAGUUGUUUGGGUACAAUUUAAUGUCAAUAAUGCUCCUAAAGGAAAAGAAAUUAUUGAUCCAAAUACCGGAACGACUGCUCGUAAUCCCGAUGGAUCUAUUUAUAAAUUCGACCCCGAUAAUGUUCCCCCGAAUGUCGUCGUUUUAAGUGAUAAUUCAACGGGUGACGCUGAAAGUGGAACUAAAUCCGUUUCUCCUCCAAAACAAGGCGCCCGACCGAAAGAAUGUAGCACACCGAGACGGAAGCAAAAGAAAAACGGGAGUGGAAAUAGUACCGGAUCUUCGGUGUCUUCACCAAUUACGACGAAUAGUGGGUAUAUUAUGACGGGAACUGAUUUGGGACCGGCUCCUUCUUAUACUUUUCCUGGGCCGCCUUCUACUCAACAACAUCCACCAAUGGUACCUUAUAAUUAUUCGUAUCCAUCAAAUGACUAUAUGGUUUAUAAUCAAUUACCUUAUGAUAACCGGGAACCGGUACCUUCACAAGAAAUUUCUUAUUAUGUCUCUACAGAUCAAAUAAAUAAUGGAUCUAUGAGUUUUGGUUCGAAUCAACCUUGGGUUCAACAUGUUUAUCAACCAGUUCAAACUAGAUAUGGAACUCCUUGCGUAGUUUAUGGAGCUCCACCAAUAGCAAAUUCUGAAGGAAUGUUUCCUCCAAAUCCGGCACCUUUAUAUGUUGCCCAAGGUCCUCCUCCAAUCCCUCCCCAACCCAUGUACCCCCCAAAUAUCGUUUAUGGAAAUACCAUGUAUCCUCCAACGGGUUACUCCCAACCUAUGUAUCCGCAAUGUGCUCCUCCAACACCGUCAAUGCAACAUCAAAUAAGCGGUCCCGUUUAUUGCCAACCGGAUCAGAUGAAUAUGUUGUCGCAAAACUUUAGCCAAUUGAUGGUAACAGCGCCAUCUUCGAAUCCUUUGCCGAGACAUUGUCCUAGGUUUAAUCAGCCACAUAAAAAAACGAAUAACUCGAUUUCUAGCCCUAGCGAUAGCGCUUCCCCAGCUACUGUAGUUUCUUCAACUUACGCCCAAGUUACUGGAAAUGCUGGAUUGAGAACUCCCACAAAUACUCCACCGGUUUUUAACUACUCCGUACCACCACCAAUGAUGAGACCUGUGAGUGGAAAUAUCCGAGCCAGUCCUGCUUCGAAUCAAGUUUCAACAAGAUCUUCAACCCCAGGAGACAUAAAUAGUGAUAGGGGAAGGUAUAAUUUACCUUCAACUCCAGUUUUACCAUUUCCAUCACCUGUUGGAUCGCAUAUGCAACCCUCUCUGGCUGGUGGAAGAGGUCAAAACGUGCGACCACCACGACAACAAAAUUAUCAAGGAGAUUAUACUAUACCAAGAGGUCGUCAUAAUAAUCGUCGUCAAAGAAGGCCGCUUGCGUCUCCCUAACUUGGAUAAACAAUUUAGGACACCGAUUAUUUAAAAUUACAAAGGAAAUAAUAAUUUCUCAAUUAUUUUUUAGAAUAUGUUUUAUUUAUUAUUGAUGGAUCUGUUUAAAUUUAAAAUAAGAUUAUAACGGGUGUUUAAUACUUAAAAGAAAAUAAAUAAAAAUUAAUAAAAACGAAAAAGGAUCGUUACCAAAUAAUCCACAACACUGAUGAAUAUUUUGAAAUGUACUCGUUUUUGUUACAUUUUGUAGUGAUGGAAAAAGUAGUUUAUUUUUUUUGUGUUUCCUUUUUAUGAUUUUUAAGUUUUUUUUAUUAGUCAUUUCUAAAAAUGUGAUUAUUCUACUAAUAAUGUGAAUUAUUUAUAAAAAAAAAAUGAAAAAGUAUUAAAAAAAGAUUUUUUUUUUCAAUUAUUUUUUUUCUUAAUUUGAGAUAUAUGUAUAUGGUAUAUAUAGUCUAUGAAGAUAUAUUUUUUUGUAAAAGAUCGACUGCAGGUACAUACACUGUUAAUUAAUUGCGUUUAUAACUUGUAAGUGAAAGAGGAAAAGAACAUUUCAAAACCUGGUAGAAUUUUUUUGCUCAACAUGAAACCAUAAAAUGAUCUUUUAAUAGAUCUAAAAACAUCUUAAUUAAAAAAAAAUCGCAACACAAAUUCGCACAAAAUUUUUAAUAAAUUAAUAUGACAAUUAACUUAUUAUACAACAAAGUUAUUAAUCGAACAAUACAUGUGUUAAUUUUCCCAAUUAAAAAAAAUCUAAUCAUUCCAAUAACAAUAUUUGAAAAUACAACAAUAAUUUAAUUGUCAUAUUUUUGAGUUGUCAUUGUUGUUGUUAUAAGUGUAAUAGUUUGAAUAUUUGAAUGUUAUAGAUGUUGUUUUCCUAUCAAAGAAAAAAUCGAUCUAAUUUGAACCAUUCUUUGAGAAAUCCUAUGUUUUGUGUACCUUUGAAUAAUAAUUCAUGUUAAAUUAAAAAAAAAAAACAAUUUUAAUGUUAAAAAAAAUUAAGAG